CGCAGGGAGCUGACCCUCCGUGACACUCUGGCCAAUCGCACGCAAAUCACCUACGAACCGUUUAACGACACCCAGAUCGCAGAGAUGAACUCUCAGGUCCGCAGAUAUCUGGAGGGGAAGAUAGACGAGAUAGAAAUUCUUAGCCUCAGACAAAUCCAGGAGAUAUUUUCUCAGUUCAAACUUAUUAUGAAAAAUCAGGAGCAGGAAGUGGAGUCCAGACUGAGAAAGAAAUACAUUCAAGACUCUGCAGCCCUGUCGGAGGCACAGAAGGCCGGUCUGGUGGACGCAGAGGGCCAGUUGGUCGGAGAAUUGGACGGCAAUGGUUUUGGGAUUGGAGUGGCACCAUUCUCUUCAAAACCUAAUAGUCCAAGAUCUGCAAAGAAACCCAAGAGCCGA
Molecule: messenger RNA, 396 nt
Organism: Staurois parvus
Lineage: Eukaryota; Metazoa; Chordata; Amphibia; Anura; Ranidae
Source: the annotation of a GenBank genome assembly